AUGACGGCGGCCAUUGCGCUGUACCAGGCCCUCCGGCUGCCCCUGCCGACGAGCGUGCCGGCGCGGCGAGGGGGGGACGGGGACGGGGAGGGGGAGGAAGAAGGCACCGCGGGUGGUGUGCUCAUAUACGGGGGCUCGACGGCGGUGGGCGCGUACGCGCUGCAGCUCGCCAAGCUCAGCAACCUGAGUCCCAUCGUCGCAGUGGCGGGCAAGGGCAUCGAGUACGUCCGCUCGCUGGAUGCCGCGACGCACAUCAUUGGCUACCGCGACGGCGACGUGGCGCAACGGGUCAUCGAGACGGUCAAGGCGCACGCCCCGGGACAGCAGCAGCAGCAGCAGCCGCCGUUCCGCCAUGCACUCGACGCGGUGUCCGACUUUGGGAGCCACAAGGUCAUCAGCGACAUUCUCGUCGGCUUGUGCGAUAGCAGCGGCAGCGGUGGUGGUAACGAAGGCGAGGGCCAUGUCGGGCAAAGGAAGAAGAACAAGAUGAUGCUAAUCAACAUGCUCGACCUGAGCGCGGAGAUGGACGACUCGUGGCAGUGGCCGGACGGGGUCGCCUGGUCCCUGACGUUCGUCGCCAGCGCGUACGGGCGCAAGCACCCGUGGAUGAGCGAGGAGCGGGCGCGCGCGGACAGGGACUUUGCGUGCUGGUUCUACCGCUACGUCGAGCGCCUGCUCGCCGACGGGAGGCUGAGGCCGCAUCCCGUCGAGGUGCUGCCGGGCGGGCUGGAUGGGGUGCUGCAGGGCGUCAAGGACUUGAGGGACAAUAAGGUGUCGGCGAAGAAGCUGGAUCGCCGAUAG
Purpureocillium takamizusanense is the source of this 801-nucleotide messenger RNA. RefSeq lists its product as uncharacterized. Bases 1 to 801 code for a protein of 266 amino acids. The transcript is spliced from 2 exons. Gene Ontology annotation, molecular function: oxidoreductase activity, acting on NAD(P)H. Lineage: Eukaryota; Fungi; Ascomycota; Sordariomycetes; Hypocreales; Ophiocordycipitaceae. The record is from RefSeq and is a predicted model, not a curated record.